This is a messenger RNA of Saxophila tyrrhenica, 1263 nucleotides long. RefSeq lists its product as uncharacterized. Lineage: Eukaryota; Fungi; Ascomycota; Dothideomycetes; Mycosphaerellales; Extremaceae. The transcript is spliced from 3 exons. The coding region runs from base 1 to 1263 and encodes 420 amino acids. The record is from RefSeq and is a predicted model, not a curated record.
AUGGCUCCACUCUUGGGAUCAUCACACUCUCCCUUGGAAGACUCGAACAACACUUCACUGUCCUCUUCCGCCAUUGAGGAAGAGUCAGAUGCGUCUCUCACAACGCCACGACCUGGACCGAGCGAUCCAAAGCAGAGAGGAAGUGAGGACUUGAGUCGACCUGCUGUUGGCACGACAUCGGCGGAUAGUGGAUUUGAUACGAGCAUCUUUCGUUCACCAGGAGGGCGGCAAUCUUCGACCGGGUUUUCGUCGUCACCAAAAACGAAGCAGGGACAAGGCUCGCGGCCGGGAUCAGCGUUUUCGCCGACUCAGACGUUUGGGAGGGCACCUUCGCAGAAGAGUGUGAGCUUCUCGUCAGGCACUUCAGCGCCGAAGCCAGAGAGGAGAGGGAGCUACGGGCUCAUGGCGAGAAUGGCUGCGAGCGAUGAGCGGAACGAGGGGAGGGUGUUCGCAGACGCUGAUGGGAUGGGGGAGAGCAGUAGUGCGGAUGAGAGCACGGCCAUCAUGAGGAGGAAGAGUCGGCAGGGAACGUAUGGGACUGCUGUCGCUGAAGCUGAGCAGAAUGGCGAAGGGGCUACGGAUGAAGGGACGAGAGGAGAUAUUGGACCGGCGGAGGAGCAGCAUGCGCCCAGUGAAGGAAUGAAGAAGAGGAAAAGCAGCCUUGGAAGAGGGAGGAAGGUUGGUCAGGGACAGCGACAACCUUUGCCAGACGUCGAUGGGGAGACGAGCGAAGAGUCCGAGAGUUGGUGGAAGGUAUUCGUUGACAAGUACGGGAGUGUGGAGUUGGAGAACAAGGGCAGUAUUGCCCGCGAUCAUCUUGCCUUGGAGCGCACCUUCCUCGCCUGGCUCCGCACCUCCCUCUCCUUCGCCUCCAUUGGCAUCGCCGUCACCCAACUCUUCCGUCUCAACACCUCACUCGCCGACUCAGACAAACCGCAGACUUCGUCCGCUUCAUCACUAUCGUCGUCGACCGGCUCGUCUGGUACAUUACUAGAUCAGUUUCAGAAACGCGACAUUUCACUCGCUGACAAUCAUCGUUUACGCCACGUUGGAAAGCCGCUGGGGGCGACAUUUUUGGCUAUCUCUAUCCUCAUCCUUCUUCUCGGCUUCCAUCGCUACUUUGAGUCCCAGCACUACGUUAUCCGCGGCAAAUUUCCGGCUUCGCGAGGCACGAUUAUCGUGGUGUCGUUCGUCGCUACGGCGUUGAUCAUCUCGAGCUUGGUGGUGGUGCUUGUGGUUGCACCCAGUGCUUUUGAGAAGUAG